Messenger RNA from Phascolarctos cinereus (koala), 738 nucleotides. NCBI's taxonomy places the organism in Eukaryota, Metazoa, Chordata, Mammalia, Diprotodontia, Phascolarctidae. The record is from RefSeq and is a predicted model, not a curated record.
AUGGAAAAGUCAUUUAGCCACUAUGACCCUCAGUUUCCUCAUCUCCAAGAGACUCCAAUUAUCACAAAAAUACAUCUGACUGCAAGAUGCAUCCUUCCAAAAUCGGAAGGUGGAUUAGAAGUCAAAGUCUUAUUUAUUGACACAGACUACCACUUUAAUAUGCUUCAGAUAGUUACAAUUCUUGAACACAGACUGCCCCAAAGCACAGAAGACAUAAUAAAACACUGUCUUGGAAAAUUUUUUCUCAUGAAUUGCAGCAGCAGUAACCAGUUACUUAUCACCCUUUACUCACUGGAAACUAUGUUUUGUAGUCACCCAUCCCUCUGCCUUUUCAUUUUAGAUAGUUUGUCAGCCUUCUAUUGGAUAGACCGGGGCAAUGGAGUAGAAAGCCUUAACUUACAAGAAGUUACUCUGAAGAAAUGUUCUAAAUUCAUGGAGAAGCUUGUAAAAGAAUAUCACUUGGUUCUCUUUGCAACCACACAAACCAUAAUGCAAAAAAGUUCAAAUUCAACAGAAAAAUCAUCUUCCUUAAAACUUUCUUGUGAAGAAGUAGAUAUAGACUAUAGACCUUAUCUUUUUAAGUCAUGGCAACGAAUGGUAAACCGUAGAAUUUUUUUUUCCAGACAUGAUAAUUUUGAAAGUAGCAACCAAAUGUUUUCAAUAGUGUCACAUCAUCUAAAAAGCAACAAUAUAAUAAAGCAUUUAUUUAGUAUUAGAGAAAAUGGGGUUCAUUUUUGA